AUGAUCAUAACAUUACAUUGCCAUAACAUUGUAGAAAUGUUUAGCAACGGUUGUAUGAUGUCUAUUUUUUUGUAUCUGGUAAAAUUUUAUAUUUUUUGUCAGGGAAUGAAAAUAUUUAGCAGGUAUAAAAAUAAUUCUAAUGGGAACUAUAUUCGGAGGAUCUCAUCUCAAGUGGAAAAGAAAUGGUUACAGUUGUUUCAAGAUGAACAUAUUGAAGCUGCUCAUGUAUCUAUCAAAGAAUUGAAACUGUUUGCACAAAAAAAUUUAAAGAAUGCUGAUGUCAAUCAAGAGUUUGCCUUGGCAUGUAAACGAAGGCUAAACAGGGAGCCUCUUCAAUACAUCAUUGGAGAAUGGGAUUUCCGACAUUUAAAUUUAAAAAUGAAAAAACCAGUGUUCAUACCAAGACCAGAGACGGAGUCACUUGUUGAUUUAGUCAACACAAAUGUAAAAGAAGGAUUUCUAACGAACCAACAUGUAUUGGAAGUAGGGUGUGGAAGUGGAGCCUUGUCGUUGUCUUUGUUGCACGAAAAUCGAAAUAUGAGAUGUGUUGCAGUAGAUCAACUAAAAGAUGCAGUUAACUUGACACUUGAGAAUGCUGAUAGAUGUGGACUGUCCGAUAGAAUCAAAGUAUUUCACGCAGACAUCAGAUCAACGAAAGAAACGAAAUCAUAAACACAAAACAGCAAAAAAGAUCAUCAAGAUGAAUUUCUGGAAUCGAGCAGCAGCAUUGCUUGAAAGUCAGUUUACUGAAGACACUUUUAAGAACUCAACUGUAAAUGCUGUUCAAGAACUCGUCUUGUCAAUGCUGCCACAAGAUAAAGAUAAGCAGAUGAAAAAAAU
Molecule: messenger RNA, 840 nt
Organism: Hydractinia symbiolongicarpus
Lineage: Eukaryota; Metazoa; Cnidaria; Hydrozoa; Anthoathecata; Hydractiniidae
Product: MTRF1L release factor glutamine methyltransferase-like
Exons: 8
Coding region: 1-672 (223 amino acids)
Cellular component (GO): mitochondrion
Molecular function (GO): methyltransferase activity
Source: RefSeq, a predicted model, not a curated record